CUAAUGCAGAGGAAACUGGUUUAUCAAUUUCCUCUUUGGUUGGUAAAGCCUGUUUUGGGACCUGUAGCCUGGAGAUUUCUUAGAGAUUUGGGAGGGAUGAAAUCUCCAAUCCUGGGCCCAUAUUUUGGGAGCAGCCAGCGUGCUGAUUGCACAGGUGUGUGCAGGCCUUUUAGGGGAGGCCAGGCCAUGAUUCUGGGCUCCAUCUCGUUGGACAGGAGUCAGGAGGGCUCCACCCCGGCAGACGGGAGGUCUCUGCCUUGGAGUCAGGAGACAGACAUUGAUCUGAGAGAGCCAGAAGGCUGAGUAUUGUUUGCAUUUGAGUGAU
Molecule: messenger RNA, 325 nt
Organism: Staurois parvus
Lineage: Eukaryota; Metazoa; Chordata; Amphibia; Anura; Ranidae
Source: the annotation of a GenBank genome assembly